AAAUUACACCUCCUGUCACAUCCUUAACACCAUUUCCCCGAAGGGAUAGACGCUCGGAGCCUAUUGCCGUGAACAUUCACGGUGGGUGUGUGCCGGCAGAACGAUGCCUUCUAGACCUUUCCAGUUAUUUUAUACUCGCCUAUGCACUAACAGCCAAGAUAUGAAAAAGCAGGACUGUCAAAGGGAGUGAUGACCAGUGGUCUGUACUCAGGCUGGAUGUUCAUGCUCAUGCCUCAGGACCUCUACCGAGAACAUUGUGCCAGCCACUGGGACCAGCUUUGCAUCCACUUAGUUCCCCUCUUUGCCUGAACUGCUAAAGCCGGCUAACCACGAAUGGCUACCCAAAGGAAACACUUGGUGAAAGACUUCAACCCUUACAUCACCUGCUAUAUCUGUAAAGGAUACCUGAUCAAGCCAACAACAGUGACAGAAUGCCUCCAUACAUUCUGUAAGACCUGUAUUGUCCAGCACUUUGAAGACAGCAAUGAUUGUCCAAGGUGUGGCAACCAAGUUCAUGAAACAAAUCCAUUAGAAAUGUUGAGGUUGGAUAAUACACUGGAGGAGAUUAUAUUUAAGCUGGUACCUGGACUACGAGAACAACUUCAGCGUGAAUUGGAAUUUUGGAAGAAAAAUAAACCUCAAGAAAAUGGACAAGAUGACAUUUCAAAGGUUGACAAAUGUAAAGCAGAUGAAGAAGGUGAUGAAAACCAAGAUGAUAAGGACUACCAUAGAAGUGACCCACAAAUUGCUAUCUGUCUAGAUUGUUUACGAAAUAAUGGGCAGUCAGGGGACAAUGUAGUAAAGGGUCUCAUGAAGAAAUUCAUUCGAUGUUCUACACGAGUUACUGUAGGAACUAUUAAAAAGUUUCUAAGUUUAAAACUAAAACUUCCAAGUUCUUAUGAGUUGGAUGUGCUGUGCAAUGGUGAAAUUAUGGGGAAGGAUCAUACUAUGGAAUUCAUCUAUAUGACAAGAUGGCGACUAAGAGGAGAAAAUUUUCGCUGUCUGAACUGCUCAGCCUCGCAAGUCUGCUCUCAGGAUGGCACUUUGUAUCAGUCGUACCCCAUGGUAUUGCAGUAUCGACCAAGAAUUGAUUUUGGGUAGGACAAGGGGCCCAGACUGCACUGAACGAACUCUGCACUGUUUGUUUACUCCUCGGCAGAUUGCACAGUGUGUGGACAGGAGAGACACAAUCUGAUUUUCAGCAUGCACAUAAGGCCAUCGUCUGUCUCUAAAUUGUCAGUUUUCUCCAUGUUGUUUCUACUAGGAGCAAUCCAAGUGCCCUUCUGCUACUGACCAUCUACAUAAGAUACUCGUUUCGUCUCACAGUGUGCAAAGCACGGCUGAAGUCACUUAGGUGUGCAGCCGUGACUCUGCUUUCUCAAUAUUUUGCUUGCCUGUUGCAAGAUUGUUCUAAUGUUAAUUACACUAGUAAAAUGGCUCAAUCCUUGUGGUGUUGCGGUUUUCACAUACUUAAUACUUUUAUUCUUGUUAAAAUAGAGUACUGUACAAGAACCUAGUAUAAUUAUAUCUUGAAAUUAUUUUGUAUAAGAGUAUAUUUAGAAAAGUGGUUUCUGAGCCACUGUUCUAUUCUUGGUAAACUUUUAUGUAAAAAAGAAUAAACAGCCAAAAAAAACCCCAAUAUGCCAGCUCAUUCUUGAGUGUGCAAGUCCUUUUGUGAAGAAUUCCAGUUAUCUUUUGACCAGAGCACAUUACAAUUGGCGAUAUCCUGAACGUCUGGGUCGUCUCCACCAUUGCACAGGAAGGUGUGUUAGCCCUUCACUUAGAAAACAUACAUGACUUGAACAACUGAAGUUCAUAAUGUUGGCAGCUGAUCACACUGACUUCUAAUAAAAUUAAUGUUUGAGUAUGUUAACGUUUGUUACUGUCUUAGGGCAAGUGGGUGUUGCUUUACAAAUCUCCAUUGUCUAGCCCAUGUUGUGUGUGCAUCAUGGCACUGUUAAUGCCAUUUUAUGAAAGCACUGUUUCUUGAACAGGCCUUAGUCAUGUGUUGUGGCAUGCAGAGGUUAUGUAUGAUGGUUUUAAGUAGAAGAUCUUAGAUAACAUUCACUCGUUCAUGGACUUCCAAAAUCCCAAGUUACUGAUCCAGAUUGUUAGUUGCAUAUCACAUAUCCAAACCAUACGCACAAAAUGAAAGAAAUGCCAAGUAGUAGAUAAAUAUUCUAACAAAUUAGUGGUUUGGGGAUAUUUUAUUUUAGAUACUUUAGUAAACAGGGAAGUGUGAUUAUUGUUUUAACUGUGAGUUAAAGGUGAGUGUAUCAGAAGUCAAAACAUUGGUGAUGUCCUUCAUGUUAACAGUUUGGUUAAGUCUUCCAUUCAUUUUGAAAUUAGCCUGUAAAUCAGGGUCCUCUGUUAGCUUAUCAUAUGAAAAACAUCUUGGGUCUUGUAAAAUAGUUGAAAAAGAAAAGUGUGGAGUACAUCUAUUGGUUGCUUUGAAACAAACAAGCUAACUUCUGAGAAGUAGGGAAAAUUAGGAAAAAUUACUUGUUUAAGAAAUCUGGUAAGAGUACCGAGUGUGUUCCACACUUGGUUUUUAGACUCUGAACACAUGUGCUCUACGUUUUCUAGUAAAAUGCUUCACAGGCUAAUGCUUCCUGAAGUCCAGAGUGCUUCAUAGAGAUAAAAAAAAAUACAGCUCUAAGAAAUAGACCAAGUACAGCUCAGUCUCGGUAUAGUUCAUCAUAUAAAUGGCUGAAAGUUUAUGGGUAGUUUUCAAGUAAAAAGUGUAUUAAAGUUUGCUGUAUUAGACGGCCACAGCAAUGCUUUAACUUACCUUAUUAGAUUGGUUGUUUCUGGAAGAACUCAUGAGUAGGAUUUACAAGGCAGUUGAUUUACUCGGAAGCUUAGAAGAAGACCAUUAUACUUGACCAAAAACUAAAUUUACUAACUACAGAAAUUAUUUUGAUGUUUUGUAAAACCUAGUUCCUAGUUAUCCCUAAGAAAAUUUUAAAGAUACUACAAUGUCAUAUUUAGGUAAGUGUAUUUUAAAUAUGAAGGUUAAUUUUAAUUAACAAGUAAAAAAUGAGUUCAGAAAGCCACACACUGAGACGUGGCUAUUUGGCUCCCCAACCAAGACUUAGGGCCAGAGGUGAAUUCUAUAUAUACAAGGUCUCCUUAAAUUUUGCUUGUUGCCUGUUCAUAUGACUGUUUUCCAAGGGAUACAUAGGAAAUGGUUAUGAAACAGAAAGAAGUUUUAUAAAAAGUCCUUUACUUAAUGUUAUGCAUUGACAUUUUCACUGCGAUGCAAUAUUCUGUGUGCCAAAACAUACCAUUAAGGAUGGCUGAUGCCCUUUGGGAACACGAGUGAUAUGUUGCCAGUGGAAGCAGGCCUUUUCAGCAGCCCCCUCUGCUAUAUCAGCCAGGUGGACCACUUUCUUGUCUGGUGUUACAUGUUCCAAAUUCCCACUGAGUUGCCCUUGUGAGGAACCCGAUGUAGGAAAUGUGAGUAGACACUGUUUGUGGCCAGCUUUACAUGAACAGGGUUGCUUAACAAAGCCCCCCUGUGUCUAAAUAAUCUUCAGGAAUAACUCUCUGAGUCCAUACUAUCAAGAACAAAUGAACGUUAUUCUUCAACCUGUUGUUCCUUAAGCAAUAAACUAAGGAACUUUACUACAGAAAAGAUUUUAUUACCUGUUUUACCUGCCUUAGAAAUCAGACAUAAAGGGACCAAGGAAUCUUGGAUAAUAAAGAAUGCCUGUGGUCUGUAAGAGUCACUUGAAAUUACAGUGAUCACAUCAGCUAAUAGAGAAAUGAAAAUGCCCUUUUCUCAAGCUUAAAAAAUAAACUAAAAGGCUCAUUGGGGAGAUUAUAUUAAGUCUGAGGUUUGAUUAACUACAAUAAUGUUCUUUGAAAACUUUUAAAUAUUCUUUACUUGCUAAGCUUCUGCCUCAUACUCAUCUGUCACAUUGUACAAACAGUGACCACUGAGGUUCAUUUGAACGAGUCCUUAAGAAAACCAGUGAGUUAUAUAAUAUUGUGAACUGUUAAGCUUUACUGACUAUUUAAAAGAAAGUGCCUCAUUGCUAAAGUGCAUUUCUGUUUUAGGUUUCCUGCAUAAGUCUCCAGUUAUCUGUACCCGUCUCAUAAGUGGAUUCAUUUCUAAAUGGGCAAUUAACAAACUACAGUAGUCUUUUAAAGGAGUUGUAAGAAUAGAGGUAUCACCAAAGACAAUAUAUUGUUAAUAACAAUGUUAGAGACAGUUUGUGCAGUUCAGAGGAUGGAAACUGUUACACUGUGAUGUGACUGUAAAUAGGUAGCAACCUUGAUUGCUUACUAAAACAUUGCCAAUGAAGUCACCACAGUGAGAUUUCUUGAUGGGGUGAGUCAGAAGUCUUUAUUGCUGCAGUCAGCAUAUUUCCCUUCAAAUAUGUUCACUUUUUCUUCCAGCACCAUCUGGUAGAUCUUAGAAAAUCCUCAAAUAUGAGAAAGAAGUAAAACAAAUAUCUUCCCCAUAAAAAGUUGGAUAAAUACAAACUUAUAAAAGAAAGUUGAGAUCUUACAUUUUAAGAAACCUUUCAUUCCAUGGAGGUGGUAUGAAGGAAGUUGUCCAUAUUAGCUCCUGGGUUCUUAGUAAAAUAGGAAGUUUCAUUGAAGAUGGGCUUCAGUAAAGGUGUGGCAGGCCUGCUUGUGUACAACACAGCACAUUCUACUGGAUUUACAGAAAUGCUUUUGCUAUUUUCAAAAGCAAAAUUCCACAAGAACCUGUGACUUUUUUUCUUUAAAAGUGACCCUUUCUCAGCAGCCACUUUAUUGUGGCCAAAUUUUGACAAAAUGGAGCUCAGAAAAAUGCCCUACUCUGCCACUCUUUCCCUGUACCACCUCUAGGGUAAAAUCUGCCAGAUGUAAACCAUCCGCAGAGCGGAUGAAAAGGCCCAUAGUCCCGUGUAGUUUACUUUACAAGCACUGUGCAACUGAGCCGGAUCCCUCAUCCAUUCCUCUGAUUGGAUGAGGAAUUCUCUAGAAAUAGAUAAUUUAUAUCAAAAUAUCGAUAUGAAUUUGCCAAAAUUUCUUUUUGGAUUAUAACCAUAAAAAUUUGAAAUGCUGUUAGCAUUGUUUUUACUAUGUAAAUCCUGAAUGUAUGUAACCAGUAAGGGACACAGCAUGUCUGCUAGGUCUGCUUCAUUGUUUUCAGUAGGUACACCCUCUGGAGAGAAAUAAGGGGCACAGCGUGUCUGCUAGGUCUGCUUCGUGAGAAACUGAACAGUGUCAGAUUCACUAAAGACUUAGAAGCUCUUGGAAUCACCACUAGUUUGGAUUUACUUGUUAGACUUGGCUCGGUGUGUUCUGAUCAAAAUCUUGAGAUUAAAAUAAAAUACAUCAGAAGUCCUUAGACAGUGGGGGAUUUCAUUGUGUUAAGCUGUAGUAUUUCUUGGGUCAUUUGAAAGUGCUUCUCUUCCUGGAAUAUGAUUUUCACAAGUAAUUUACACCAUCAUAUUUUCUAGUAGAAUUAAAAUGUUUGGGCCUUCAGAAAAUGGUAAGAAUUAAACUUUUCAAACUACUUGCUUUAAAUUCUCAUGCUGAUGUGUUUAUCCUCAGGCCACUUUCCCAUGAUGCAAGAUGGAAGCUUUACAGAAAUGUGUUUUCAUCUUAAUUGUCUUUGAAUCUAGAAUCAGAUGUAUCAUAUGUUAAAUACUAGGCCUAGUUUUCUUUGGUCUUGUAACACUUAAUAGAAAACCAACUGCAGCACAAAUGAAGAUUAACCAUUCUGGGAGCAUCUCUACACAGUCUAGUGUAUUGACAAGGGACCAGGAGUGGCUCUUUCUACACAUGUGCAUGUUUGGAGGUCACCCUGGCACUGUUGACGGCCAGUUUUCUUUUGCAGUCUUUUUCAGAAUGAGUGUGGGGCCUAAGUGUCCUUAUGAAGCUGUGGUCCAGGACAAGAGCGUCAGGGGGCGGGAGGGGUAUGUGUACCUUCACUUUGCUGUGUCUGGUAACUCAACAGCGAUCAUUUCUUAGACUAGCCCUCACAGUAAAUCUAGCACAGAAUAUAUUGUAAAGUUAUGUUGCUAAUUUUAUUUUGAAAUAGUAACUAUUUUAAGCUUUUUUGUCAAAAGUGGUAACAUCUUAAUACAAAUAAAAACCUUUUUGUGGUUGUAAGAUUUAGCUUAUGAAUCAUUCAAAUUGAAGUGAAAGAAUGACCAAGUCAUUGUUAAUGACUUAAUCUAUUAAGAAUCUAUGUAUUUUUGUAAAGGAAAAAGCACUUGUAGAUAUUUAAUCAGUACAAGGUCUAUGUUUUGCAGAAAGAAAAUGCUGCUUAGAGAUUGUCUUUAAAUAUUUUUUAUUUUUGUGCUCAUGUAUUUUCUGUUGAUCUAUGGAAUGUUCUGUAUAAAACUGUAUGACUGUACUAUUGAGCUGGAUAUGUUUCCUUUUUUAAUUCGGGGCUUAGCCAUGUAUAUUUGACCAUGUUGAAAAUAGUAUCUUUGUUAUUAAAUUUUUGAUUGCAUAUU
Messenger RNA from Cricetulus griseus (Chinese hamster), 6464 nucleotides. NCBI's taxonomy places the organism in Eukaryota, Metazoa, Chordata, Mammalia, Rodentia, Cricetidae. The record is from RefSeq and is a predicted model, not a curated record.